Messenger RNA from Penicillium brasilianum, 2605 nucleotides. NCBI's taxonomy places the organism in Eukaryota, Fungi, Ascomycota, Eurotiomycetes, Eurotiales, Aspergillaceae. The record is from the annotation of a GenBank genome assembly.
CGGAUCCCAUUGGAAUGGGAAUUGGACGCAACCAAUCUCCGUGAAGAUUAUAAGUUCCUGCUGGGAUUCCCAAUCCGGCCUCCAUUUGGUGUCACCAUUCUUGAGAGAGUUUCCUUGUUGUUCGCUCUUAAACGGCCCUCUCUCCUCCCCCCUCCUCUCUCUCUCCAAAGAAGUCUAGAGGUUUAGACUUUACGUGGCUCUCUCUAUCUGUUCAUUAGUCGACGGUUCGUCGGGGGCCGAUUCCCGUGGUUCAUCCUUAUCAAGACUCGCUCUCCUCCUUCCUGUUUCCUUUCCUCUUUUUGUCCUUCUCUCGCCUCCCCGCAUCUUUGCUUUUUUUUUACUCUUUUUUGGUUGAAAUCAUAAAGCCUCCUCCUCCCACAACUUCCCCCCGGGGUUCCCAGACCCGCUCUUUCCCCCCCCCCUCCGCCUGUUUUUUUUGUCGCCUUCCCAACUUCUCUCUUCUACCACUUUCCCCCUUCUUUGUUCUUCUCUCGUAUAUCUUGGCUAUUUCAACCUCGAUGUCUUGCCGCUAAGGAGACAUUUUUUGUUCCACCCUGCCAUCCCCAUUCUCGCCCUCUCGCCCUCUUGAUACCGAAGGAACCUCUUUCCUUCGUAACGGGGAAAUGACGGCGGUGCUGGCGACUCCCCGCGAACAGGCUUCGCAACAGUUCGCCGGCGACCCCUUACGGUCGCCUACUGCGCAGCGCUACUUCCUGGGCGACCACGGCAUCUUGUCCAAAUACCCGAUGCAAAAUGAAUACUCGGCCCGGGAGUGCCCCAGUCCCGUAGCCUCCUCCACACUCUCUUCCAUGCCGCCUUCGCCGAGCUUCCAGCCCGCCCACGAUCAGCUUCCUUACACCCCGAACACCCUCAGCACGCUCUCCCUGGAUGACGACCUGCUACUACCUUCCUACGAUUCAGAAAUUGAAAAGUUGAGGGGUUCCAAGGAUGUGGAGCACGAGACGGAUACGGUCAGCGACGCGUCGGCAGAUGGUGCAUCACAGACCCCGGCAUGGUGCCACAACCCGGCCGCAGAUGAUACCUCGGUGGAAGAGGAACCCUCGAGGCAUGUGGACUAUCUUUCCCACGAGUGGCGUGAAGAGGAUAUCUGGGCAUCCUGGCGCUAUGUCGCUGCGCGGAAGGGAUCCUAUAGCAAUGGGGUUCGGUUGGAGAACGCGUCGUGGAGGACAUGGGCCAAGGCGAAGAACAACCUCGGGACCAUUUCCCCAGAAAGCUUGAAUUGGUUGAAAGAUUGCGAUGUCACAUGGCUCUACGGCCCUCUUAAGACGUCCAGCUCUUGUGAUGCCAUCGCUUCGGAUGCAUCCCCACCUCCGAGUCGUCUAGAUACUCCAAACUCCUUCUUGGAUCCGAAACCGAUUCUGAAGAAGAAGACCAUGUCGGAGACUAUCCUUCAACGGUCGCUUUCCCAACACACUCUACUACAACACGCGGGUGCUAUCCUCAAGGCCCAGGAGGCCGAGAACAACUGGACCCGACCUCCUUUCCCGCGGUCCAACACCGACCUGGACCAGCUACACCAUCGAACUGCGAGCUCUACCUACUCCUUGGGCGGCACACUCACCAAUUCGUCCUGGUCAGGACUAACCUCUCCCAGCGAACGACGUCACAUUCACUUCAAUAACGAGGUCGUACAGUGUAUCGCCGUGGAAGUCAAGGAGAUUGACGAGGACGAAAGCUGGCCCCCUGCCUUUGACGAGGAGUCGUCAUCGGAUGACAGCGUGGUCAUGAUGCGACAGAUCCCCGGCCGCGCCUCCGUCAGCAACCGAAGCACACCUCGCAAUAGCUUCAGUAGUGACAGCAAAACCAUUGCUCCUCUUCCAUCCACCACUCUCAAAUACCGCGGCGAUACUCCGGAACCACGAGAGUCCAUUCUCGAUCGCUGGUCUACUUCCUCCCCAUCAUCUUCCUCCUCCAAAUUAUCCCCAACUCCUUCCGUGGAAACUCUCCGACCCCCUCGGCCGUCGGCCAACUUCCUUCUUGACGAUGAGGAUGAAGACCCCACGUUAGACUUUACCGGUCACUAUACGCAUCAAGAUCAGCCGUGGUUCGUUCCCGAAGAUGAAGACGAGCUUGCCGACCGGCCGCUCCGACGCACCCCGUCGGGCAUGUUCAUGCCCUACGGCGAGGGCGAAGGGGAGCCUGCUAAUCAUGGCCUCUUGGGCCGAGUUGUGGACACGGUCAAUACCGCGCGCGACAUCGCUCAUGUCAUCUGGAACGUGGGCUGGCGCCGAUGACCCUCCCUGUCAGCUUCUCUUGGCGGAUUGGAGCGCUGGCAGGUUUCCCAGCCUGUCGUCAGGAGAAGCACAUCUUGACCCGUAAACGAGUCCGCCCCUUUUGUUUGGUAUAAUACGAAAAUCGGCUGCCUAGAUCUGUGGCGUCGGGCGCUGCAGAUUUUCCGGAGUAAUGGUACGGACAUGAUGAACUGCUUUCUAUAGAUUCCCCCCAAAAGGGAGGAGGAAAAGGUUGGAUCAGGAACACGAACCUCCUCCCUGAUUGGAUCCUUCAUGUAUGAAUGAGAUAUGCACAUAUUUAAUACCACCGGCUUGAAGCCGAGCUCAAAAAUACAAAAUGAGUUCUACGAAAU